CGGAUUAGUUCGGUUACGGAACAUUACCUUUACUGCUGAUAUCGUGAUGAAUAACCACACUGAGAGCGAGAGAAAGAUAACCGCCACUGGUUCGUCCCGAUUACCACUACCCGUGUAAAAUAAGAGGAAUAAAGUUUUAGUUUGAGUUGAUACCUUCACCAGAAGACACGCCUUUGAGUUAUGUUCUUCGACGGAGCAUAUUUUAGCAUACGAAUCUGUUCCGGCAGUCAUGAAUUGUGGAGAUGUGAGGACUACAAGAAAGCUAAUCUUUCAGAUCGCUACACAACGUUACGACGAACAGGAGCCUGUUUCAAUUGUCUCCAAAAGGGACAUAGAACAACAGAAUGUACAUCUGAGCAUUCGUGCAAAAGAUGCGGUAAGCGUCAUCACACUACAUUGCAUAAUGAUGAAGAUCGAUCGAAGAAUCACGAAGAACGCCCUACUACAUCAUCAAACAAGGCAACACAGCAAAUGACUAUAGUCGAAGAAACCGUCGUUGCUCCAACCCAUGAAGAAUCAAAGAAACCUGAUAGUUCAUCGACAUUCUGUACACAAAUCCAAGCAACUAAUCAGCAAAUGUUGUUGUCUACCGCCGUAAUAUUAGUCCAAGGUAAGGAAGGUAACACGUAUCCUUGUCGCGUGUUGCUAGAUUCUGGAUCACAAACGAAUUUCAUAUCAGAGCAAUUUACUCAACUGCUGUCCUUGAAGAAAGAAUCAGCUAAUGUGUCAGUUAGUGGACUUAAUGAUAUUCGUACUCGGAUUCGAUUCAAAAUUCAGACCACGAUAAGAUCACGAAUCAGCAAUUACGCUGUUUGUCUUGAAUUGCUUGUGGUACCUAAAAUUACUGGAAAUUUACCGCUUACGAAAGUAGAUGUCUUAUCACUCACGCUGCCUGCUGGCGCUGAGCUGGCUGAUCCAUACUACAAUGUACCUGGAAGAGUAGACAUGUUGUUAGGAGCUGAAAUCUUCUAUGAUAUGCUGAUGUUGGGGCGUUUGCGACUGCCCAAUAGUACGGCGCUUCUUCAAGAAACCCAGUUCGGUUGGGUACUAAGCGGACCUGUCCCAAAUGAAAACCGGAAGUCAGUCAGCUCAUUUUGCACUACCAUAGAUGAGGACAUCGGGGAAAUAGUGAAUCGUUUCUGGCAAAUUGAAUCGUACUGUGAAUCACAAAACGAAAUCAGUUCGACGGAAGCAGAAUGUAUUCAGCAUUUUCAAGAAACACACGAACGUACAGUCGAAGGACGGUAUGUGGUUCGUUUACCAUUCAACGAGUUAAAACCGCAACUUGGUGAUUCUAGAAACAUGGCGAUUAAACGCUUUCAGGGCCUUGAGCAAAGGCUUGACAAGAAUCCAGAAAUGAAACAUCAAUAUACAGAAUUUCUACGCGAAUAUGAGUCCCUAGGCCACAUGAAAGAAAUUACAUUGGACGUAACCGAAGAUCCACGAACAGUGUAUUAUUUACCUCAUCACUACGUGCUGAAACCGAGUAGUUCAACCACGAAACUACGUGUGGUUUUCGAUGGUUCUGCCGCAUCCGAUUCCGGUGUUUCUAUUAAUCAAACACAGAUGAUAGGUCCUUGCGUUCAAAACGAUUUAGUAUCGAUUUUACUGAACUUCCGGUCAUACAAAUAUGCCUUCACCGCCGAUAUCCCAAAAAUGUAUCGGCAAGUCGGAGUAAACAAAGAUGACGUACGAUAUCAGAGGAUUGUUUGGAGAGAAAACUUGAAUCAGUCACUUCGAACAUUCGAUCUACAAACCGUUACAUACGGUUUAAAAUCAUCACCGUUUUUAGCCACUAUGGUGCUUUGCCAGCUGGCCGACGACGAAGAAGAAAAUUUUCCCAUGGCAGCAAAUGUUGUUAAACGAUCCUCCUAUAUGGAUGAUGUGCUAACCGGCGCGAAUACGUUGGAAGGUGCUAUCGAGCUGAAGAACCAAGUAGCUGGUUUAUUAGCAAAGGGAUGUUUUGAUAUACACAAAUUCUGUUCAAAUUCGGAAGAAUUAUUGUCUGAAAUACCUGAAGAAAAGCGGGAAGACGGCGUGAACAUCGGAAAUUCGAAUUUUAACGUGUUGAUGAAGACUCUAGGAGUUGCUUGGGAUCCCCAGGACGAUAUGUUUACAUUUCUUGUGCCAGUCGACAUACCUUGGACAAGUUAUCUAACGAAAAGAAAAAUACUUAGCCAGAUUGCGAAAAUAUUUGAUCCACUGGGAUUUCUGGGCCCUGUAAUCACUUCCGCCAAAAUAAUCAUGCGUGAGUUGUGGUCUCUUGACUUGCAGUGGGACCAACCGGUACCCACAGAGAUGGAACAGUUGUGGGGUGAGUUCCACAGACAGCUAUGCAGCUUGAACGACGUGAGAAUUCCAAGGUGGAUUUUCUGCGAAGAAGUCUGCGAAUACGAAUUGCACGGUUUCGCAGACGCAUCUGACUUGGCAUAUGGUGCAUGCAUCUAUUCCAGGUUGUUGCGCAGGGAUGGAACAGUGAAUAUGAGGCUGUUGUGUAGUAAAUCCAGAAUACUACCUAAGAAAAAGGAGAAACAAAAACAGAUAACCACACCGCGAGCGGAGCUGUUGGCUGCAGUUUUAGUGUCUAAACUGGCGGUGAAAUUAUUGGCAGCUCUAGAUACGAAAUUUCAGCAUGUAGUACUUUGGAGUGAUUCUCAGAUAGUUCUGUGUUGGAUUAGCAAAUCACUUGACGCUCUCCCAGUGUAUGUGGGGAAUCGUGUUCGAGAGAUCCAGCAGCUUACUGGUAGUUUCAUUUGGCGGUAUAUCCCAUCGAAGGAAAAUCCUGCCGAUUUGAUAUCACGAGGGGUGCCACCACAGGACUUAGCGCAGUGUCAGAUUUGGUGGUAUGGACCCCCAGCUCUUCAAUCAACUCAUCCAGCGAUUCAACCACCUGAACCAAUUGCUGACGAAGAUGUACCGGAAAUAAAGCGUAUUGUUUUGCUAACUUCACCAAUUCAACCCAGGUUAGCAAUUUUCAACAGAGUUAGCCGAUUGCUAGUCAUACAACGGGCAAUGGCUUAUGUGAUACGUUUUUGUGACUAUAUACGAGCUGGGAGGAAGCAGCUAACUAAGGGACUUCCCAAUUGCGAUGAGAUGAUGCGAGCUUCUAAAUUGAUCGUUCGUCUUGUUCAAAAGGAGUCAUUCGAGCUAGAAUUGAAGGCGAUAAAGUCAAAUAAGGAGAUACCUAACACGAUUCGAAAUUUAAACCCCAUCAUUGAGGAUGGUGUAAUGCGCGUUGGAGGUCGAUUGAAGCAUGCAGCUAUACCUUAUGAACAAAAACAUCAGGUCUUACUUCCAGAAAAGCAUCCCUACACGAUUUGUUUGAUCAGACAUCUUCAUCGCAGCAACUUGCACGUGGGACAACGAGGUCUUUUGGCGCUUGUUCGACAGCAGUAUUGGCCACUCAGGGUGAAAAAUACAAUCCGAAAGUUGAUCCAUAGCUGUAUACCUUGUUUCCGGAUGAAGCCGUCCAAAUCUACCCAGUUGAUGGGUAACUUGCCAGAUUACCGUGUACAACCCUCACCAGUUUUUCAUCAUACCGGGGUUGACUUCGCAGGACCAUUUCAAAUUCGUUCCAAUUUGAAGCUGAGGAACGCAGCGGUCACGAAAGGUUAUGUUUGUGUUUUCGUUUGCAUGGCCACUCGUGCUCUUCAUUUGGAAGCCGUGUCUGAUUUGACGUCGGAAGCCUUUAUGGGUGCGUUGCAGCGAUUCGUGAGUCGUCGUGGCCUCGUUCGAAGAUUAUACUCAGACAACGCAACUAAUUUCGAAGGCGCAUUUAAUGAAAUGAGACGACUUGCUCAAUUAUUCCAAGAUGAACAGCACCAACGACUUCUGAACGAGUAUUGUACGCAAAAUAACAUUGACUGGUCUUUUAUUCCACCCCGCAGUCCGCAUUUCGGGGGGAUUUGGGAGGCGGGUGUCAAAUCCACGAAAUUCCACUUGAAGUCGGUGUUAGCUGAACACAAACUUUCGUAUGAAGAAUUAUCUACCGUCCUAGCUCAAAUAGAAGCUAUUUUAAAUUCUCGACCUCUUACUCCAGUAUCGAACGAUCCCAACGACUACAGUGCAAUAACUCCUGCUCACUUCCUCAUUGGUCGAGAACUACACGCCAUUCCCGAGCCAUCCUAUAGCCAUAUACCUGCAGGAAGACUGUCACGCUGGCAGUUUGUACAAGAUUUGAAACAAAAAUUUUGGAAACGAUGGGUUAAUGAUUAUUUACACGAACUGCAAACACGACAGAAGGACUUCAAGGUGACAAAGUUUCGGGUCGGCGCUUUGGUUUUACUUGUGGACGAAAAUACUUCAUCUCUUCGAUGGGCACUUGGCCGCAUCACAGAACUAUGCCCAGGACCAGAUGGCCACACUCGCGUAGUUCGAUUGAAAACGCAGAAUGGUACGACGACAAGAGCUGUUAAAAAAGUUUGUUUGUUGCCACUGGAUAACGAAGAACCUUGAAAUCAACCAUUUCAACCCCCCGGAAGAUGUUGAUUCUAGCAACACACCGUUUUCAUUUGGCAACUGAUACACCUAUACGUUGAAUUUGUUACAGAUUACCACUACCCGUGUAAAAUAAGAGGAAUAAAGUUUUAGUUUGAGUUGAUACCUUC
Malaya genurostris is the source of this 4607-nucleotide messenger RNA. RefSeq lists its product as uncharacterized. Gene Ontology annotation, molecular function: zinc ion binding; nucleic acid binding. Gene Ontology annotation, biological process: DNA integration. The transcript has 2 exons. The coding region runs from base 181 to 4455 and encodes 1424 amino acids. The record is from RefSeq and is a predicted model, not a curated record. Lineage: Eukaryota; Metazoa; Arthropoda; Insecta; Diptera; Culicidae.